UCAUUUUGGAGUCGGAGUUGUUGCAGGACGGUGUGAUCCAUUAAAGCUGAGAAAAUAGAAAAUCAAGAAAAGGCUACAACAACUUUGUAACAUUUGUAACUUUUUUUAAUAACCAACAACUAUACAAUAAGACUACCACUGUACAUGGAAAUUUAUCACUGCAAGAAAACACAAGAAUAAUAUUAUGUAUCAUUCUACAGUAAACAGCAUACAUCUCAUCAGUAAAAAUGGCAGAAACUAAUCAGCCUGGGAAAAUUUUUAUAGGAGGCCUCAACAUAAAGACCAGACAAAAGACUCUUCAAGAAAUAUUUGGGAGAUUUGGACCAGUAGCACGUGUUAUUUUGAUGAGAGAUCGUGAAACUAAGAAGUCUAGAGGCUUUGCUUUCCUUACUUUCCGACGCCUUGCAGAUGCUAAGAAUGCUGUCAAAGAAAUGAAUGGAGUGAUUUUGGAUGGAAAAAGAAUUAAAGUAAAACAAGCCAGGAGACCAUCAUCACUUGAAAGUGGUAGCAAGAAGAGACCACCAUCCUUUUCAAGAACCAGAGGUGCUUCAAGAAUUCUGAAAUGUGGAAGAGGAGGAAGAAGCAGAGCAAGAAGUGGUCCUUCAUGUGAAGGGAACUUGGGUGGUGAUAGAUAUACUCCUAAUUUCAAUGUGAGUUCUUCUGGGAGACACUUUGCAGUUAAAAGAAAUCCAUCUUCAAAAAGGGAUGAUCCCCCUUCUAAAAGAUCUGCAACUUCUGCUCAGACAAGAAGCAAUACUGGACUAAGAGGACGAGAACCACAUCGAAGAGAGAUUUCUAGAAAUAUGCCAAGAGGAGAGCCGGCGUCUUCCAGAAGAGAUGAGUAUCCAUUACCAAGGGAUUAUGGCCAGUCUUCUAAUGAUAGGAAAUAUGAAUCAACAUCCAGAGGAUACUGUGACUAUGGCAAUUACCACUCUCGGGAAGAAAGUGCAUCUAAAGUCUUCAGUGAUCAUGCUGGCUAUCUUGGAGGACGUGAUAGAGAUUUCUCUGAAUAUUUAAGUGGAAAUUCAUACAGAGAUACAUACAGAAGUUAUGGAAGAUUCCAUGAGGCACCAUCUGCAAGAGGUGGAAACAACCGCUAUGAUGACUAUAGUAACUCACAAGAUGGAUAUGGUGGAAGAGGAGAACCAUACAUAAGCAACCGAAGUAACAUAUACUCAAGUGACUAUGAACGUAGUGGUAGACAAGAAGUGCUUCCACCACCUAUUGAUAGGGAAUACUUUGACCGUGAGGGCAGACAGGAAAGAGGGCAUUCACCUAAGGAUGGGCUGUAUAGUGCAUCUCGUGAAUCAUACAGUAGUAAUACCAAGAUUUGGGGGAUCCCAUGGAGGUCGUGGAGAAAGCAGAUAUAAAGUGGAGGCAGGUACUAAAGUCUUAAGUUGUGUACCAAACAGCAUUUCUAAGAAGAAAAAUAAGAUGUUAUUCCUAUGUUCUCCAAAUGUUAAAAGAAAUAUGUUGAUUUAGGAGAUAAGGCAAAUAGUAAGUUUUACUGCCUUACCCGAAUACGGAAAUACAUUGUUUUGGGGGGAAGUGAAAUAAUGACUAACAUUCCACCCAUGAAUUCUUCUAGAACAUAAAACAAGGAAACUUUAACUGUUCAGAAAUGAUUCUUUGUUAAGAAAGACUUGUUAAUGUUAAAGUAGAAUUUACCAGUAGAGAUGAAGUAUUUGCAUAGUCAAAAACAAUCUGUCAAUAAAAAGUAAAGCAAAGCCA
This is a messenger RNA of Mus musculus (house mouse), 1731 nucleotides long. RefSeq names its product RNA binding motif protein, Y chromosome (gene Rbmy). The record is from RefSeq and is marked validated. The coding region runs from base 228 to 1370 and encodes 380 amino acids. Gene Ontology annotation, cellular component: nucleus. Lineage: Eukaryota; Metazoa; Chordata; Mammalia; Rodentia; Muridae. The transcript is spliced from 10 exons. Gene Ontology annotation, molecular function: nucleic acid binding; RNA binding.